CUGGGACUGGAUGCGCACGAAUAACAGAAACAGUGGUGGAGUUUACAGUGCUCUGCGAGAAGGGGACGCUUAAUCGAGUUGGGGUUUCUGUGGACAGCUGGAGUAGUGUCAGCCUGAUUGAACCGUUCCCACUCUUUUACAUGAGCUGCCAGACACACAGCCCCGAGAGAUGAGCAUGGCACAGCUGGCCCAGCGCCAGGCUCCACUGCCCUCUCUGAUUGGGCCCAGCUUCAGCCACAUCCACAUCCACAUCCCCAUCCCCAGCCGCAGCCACAGCACUAGUAGCCACAACAAAAGCAGCAGCAGACCCGGCACCAGUAGCAUUAGCAGUAGCUUUAGCAUUAGCAUUAGCAGUAGCAUUAGCAGUGGAAGUAGCAGCAGCAGCAGCCUCCGUCCCAGCCUCCCCCUGCCCCACUGAGAGCCAUGCUGUCGGGCAGUUGGCGGCGCUCCCUGGGCCCCUCUCCCGGCCGGAGCUCGGUGGGCGGCUCCACCACCUCCACCGCGUCCUCCACCACCUCCUCCUCCUCCGCGCGGGGGGCGAGCGGCGUGCUGCUGGAGGCCCAGUACGACUACUCGUACCGGGGCACAGACGGCCGGCAGGUGUCCAUCCGCGAGGGCGAGCGCUUCCUGCUGCUCAAGAAGACCAACGCGGACUGGUGGCAGGCACGCCGCAUCGGCGCCGGCCUGAAGGGUAAGCCCGUGUACGUGCCCGCCACCUACGUCAUAGAGAUGCCCAUUACCACCCUGCACGGGCAUGGGCACGGGAACACGCAUUGGCAUGGGUAUGGCCAAUCCCACUCAAACUCGCAGCCAGCCAAUCAGCAGCUCUCGUACAAGGGCAUCAGUAAUGGACGCCUGCCCAGGGCCUCCUUUGGGUCAUUCUCCCAGGCACAGGCUCAGUGUCCAGUACCCAAGACGUUCUGCCGCUCCAUGGAGGACCUGAACUCACACAGUGCCUUCGCGGGGGGCUUGUCGUCAUCGGGGUCCGUAGGGGGCGGGAGCCUUUUCCCCACCUUGCCUCUGCCACUCAACACCUUCUCCAUCACCUCCCCCUCGGGACACCUCAUGGUGCCCAACCCGGCCGCGGCCGCCGCUACCACCUCUGGGGGGGGUCACCUGGGUGUCGGGGGCCCCCUGCCCCGCAGCAGGAGCUCCAGCAACCUGCCCCAGAACCCGUACGGGGAGAUCGGGGAGAUCGGCCCCCCGCUCAGUGGGCGGAGCACCCCCGUCAGCGGGCCCGGGCCCGGCCCUGCCAAGGCCUACAGCCACUGGGACAUGGCCACGGUCAGCAGGCAGCUCAGCCACAAGGACUACAGCCCCCAUCAUUCAUUGCAGGAGUCGUCCAGCUACGGCUCCUUGCAGACGUUCCGGCGGCCGCAGCCCGAGCCUCCGAGCCCCGGGCCGGGCCAGUGGCCCCUGCAGGUGCUGGACCUGUGGGAGCAGUACCGCGACCCGGCCUCGGGGCGGGCCUACUACGUCAACAGCGUCACCAAGGAGAGGUCCUGGAAGCCGCCGCGCCGUGCCAAAGAGCGCCAGCGCAUCCCCAGCCUGGUCUCGCCCAUGCCAAGUUUCCCACGCGACACAGACCACUUGUCUCUUCCUCUGGCCGGCACGGGAAAUGGCUCCAUGCACAGGCUGUCCCCUGACUUCAUCCCCCGUUCACACGACGCAAAUGGUGGCUGGCAGCUGAGACAGAGCAUGCAGCGUGCGGUUUCCUCAGACACAAUAAACUCCUCCUCUUUUACCAUGGGCGACGCCCAGUGGCGCACCUCGCCCGUCUUCAUGGGCCGCCGGGACCAGCUCAGCCAAUCACACUCCAUGAUACUGCCAGAGUCGCCAGGCAGUGACAAGUCGGGGCAGCUUCAUGGGGACUACCAUAUGGGCCAUGUGGUGGUGGACCCCCCCUCCCCCACCAGCUCCCCCGACAGCACAGACAGCCUCAGCCCGGAGCUGGAGAAGGCUGGCCUGCUGAAUAAGACCAAGAUUGCAGAGGGGGGAAGGAAAUUGAGGAAGAGCUGGAACCCGUCGUGGGUGGUGCUGGUGGGGAACAGCCUGGUGUUCUUCAAAGACCCCAAGUCACAAACCCCCUCCAGCUGGAGGCCAGGCAACAGUCGUCCGGAGAGCAGUGUGGACCUGAGAGGAGCUCAGCUACAGUGGGCAGAUGCCCUGUCCAGCAGGAAGAACGUCUUUAAGUUGAGGACGGUGACGGGCAAUGAGUUCCUGCUGCAGUCGGAUACAGAGUCCCUCAUCAAGGAGUGGUACAGCACCAUCCAGAGCGUCAUACACAGACUGGACCGUGAGAACCCUCUGGAUAACGUGCUGCUGUACUCCAUGAGGAGAGCUGGCAGUGUGGAGAUGCUGGAGCACAGCGGAGACGAAGAGGACACACGCAGCAACACCAAGGCAGCACUGCCUCGGUCUGCGUCUAACCUGGAGAACACGGAGAGGAAGCGCGUCCGCAGCCGGCUGAAGAAGCUGAUCCUGAAGAGGCCGCCGCUGCAGGCACUACAGGAGAAAGGCCUUAUCAAAGACCAGGUGUUUGGCUGCCGGCUGGAGAUGCUGUGCGAGAGGGAGAGGUGUACGGUGCCGCGCUUCGUCAAGAUGUGCAUCGACGCAGUGGACCGCAGAGGAUUGGAAACGGAUGGUAUCUAUCGAGUCAGUGGAAACCUGGCCACCAUCCAGAAACUCCGCUUCGCUGUUAACCAUGAGCGGGCGGUGACCACAGACGGACGUUACCUCUUCCCUCAGGAGUUGGUGCAAGAAGAGAAGCUGAACCUGGACCACCCGCAGUGGGAGGACAUCCACGUGGUGACGGGGGCCCUCAAGCUCUUCUUCAGGGAGCUGCCGGAGCCCCUCAUCCCUUACGAGUUCUUCCAGGACAUCGUCGAGACCGUCAAAAUGUCAGACUAUCUGGAUAAGGUGGACCGUAUGAAAUGCCUGAUCAGCGCCAUGCCUCCGGCCAACCACGACACUAUGAAGGCCAUCUUUAGCCACCUUAAAAGGGUGAUGGAGCACUGCGACGUCAACCGCAUGUCCACCCAGAACAUCGGCAUCGUGUUCGGGCCCACGCUGAUGAGGGCCGAGCAGGACAACGGGAACAUGGCCAUCAACAUGCUCUACCAGAACCAGGCCGUGGAGCUCAUCCUCAGCGAGAGCCAACACAUCUUCGGCACCGCAGAAAAGCACAGCUCCCACUUACCCGCCCGCCCGCCACACCACCACACGGGCACCAGCAGACUGAUGGGCAUCCUGUAUUCAGAAGCCAGAAUCCAGUGCCACAUAUUCAGAGUGACCUGGUUUUACCUGGACAAUUAGGGCAAUCACCUGCUUGAGUUGGACUAGUGAAACCAGGUAAUCCGGAAUAUGUGGCAAUGGAUUGUGGCUUCUGCCUCCAGGAUUCAUGUCACUGCCAGCAGAGCACAGUGCCACGCUACAUAGCGACACCAUGAAGGAAAACUUCAGAGAGAGAGUGAGAGAGAGAGAGAGGGAGAGGAGAAAAGAAAGUUUCGUCGUCUUCCUCUUGGACACCCAUAUAAUAUAACUAGAUCAUGAAGGACACGUACGGAAGAGAAGAGAGAAAAAGAAACAGGACGGGACGUAUGAGUGUGUGUGUGUGUGUGUGAGGGGGCUGAGAUGUAGGGACUCUACGAGCCAGAACACUGUGAACUCCUCCAGGACCUUGGAGCCCUCCACCACCACCUCCACCACCACCUCCACCACCACCACCUCCACCACCACCUCCACCACCACCUCCACCCCCCUCCUCGCUAUUAGUGCGUUCAGGCUGACUGAGAACCGUGCUGGAGCCCGUUCCCGCACCUAAUCGCGAACCGACCAUCGUGUUCACGCCACAGAUAUUUGCGUUCACGAACCGGAAAGUUUGUUCGCAAUGUGAACCUCAAAAUACUAGGUUUUUCUCUGCGAACCGUGACGACAGCUUGGCCGUUAGCAGGUUCAUCCGGGUAACACAGUCACGUGCGGAAAAAGUUCAGAGCCCGAUAUGAACACGGGCGGUUCGCAGACAAGCACUUUAGUGCCGAACGUAACAGGUGCGGGCACCGACACCAGCUCCGUUCUGGUCGGCCUGAAAGCCCUAUAUGAGGUGUUUGUUGUGUUUUUGGGAUGCGCUCAGGUGUAUUAGCCUACUGGGGACCGUUUCUCGAAAGCGUCUUUGCCAUCGUCGUUAGCAAAGUCCUUCGUAAGAGCGACUCAACUCUCUCUCGACAGCGACGCUCACCACUAAAUCCAAGGGGAACGGUAAGACGGUCUUAAGACGGUUAGCAACGAUAAGGAUCGAGAAACGGACCCCUGACUAAGAGGAAGGGCUAUGCUACAGCACGAUCCAGCAACUCCAAAAUCUCCAGGUGAUGAUGAGGCUGUUUUGCCAGCACCCUCCCUCCCUGCCUCCCUGCUCUGCUCUGCUCUGCUCUGCUCUGCUCUGCUCCCUGAUUUCCAGAAGAUGCCACAUCGCUACGAUGAACUAUAAACUAUAAAAAUUACAAAAUCACUGUGGAGUAAAGGUUUUUUUUUAAUGCCAACCCCUCACAUUCUCCGCCAUUACAGGUCAUAUAAGGUUAAGCGAUUCUACAGUUUCAGCCCUUCCACACGCUACAUACCUACCGUAAGACCACAGUCAUAUACAGUAUGGCCGCUUACAUUUAUCCACUAGAUUGCUUUCUCCAAAGCCAUGUCCAAGCUGUGUACUGCCAGCAUGUGCCACCCUAACCAGGAAACCACAUUACCUUGGCAUAGCAACUGUAACGCCCUUUUUUAAGCACAACAGAAACACGCACAUGUGCACAUACUGUACGCAUGCACGUGCGUACACACACACA
Messenger RNA from Engraulis encrasicolus (European anchovy), 4835 nucleotides. RefSeq names its product Rho GTPase activating protein 9 (gene arhgap9). The transcript is spliced from 21 exons. Lineage: Eukaryota; Metazoa; Chordata; Actinopteri; Clupeiformes; Engraulidae. Gene Ontology annotation, biological process: signal transduction; regulation of GTPase activity. The record is from RefSeq and is a predicted model, not a curated record. Gene Ontology annotation, molecular function: phospholipid binding; protein binding. Bases 424 to 3315 code for a protein of 963 amino acids. Gene Ontology annotation, cellular component: cytoplasm.